Xenopus tropicalis (tropical clawed frog) is the source of this 3946-nucleotide messenger RNA. It is a transcript of the gene heatr4, whose product is annotated as HEAT repeat containing 4. The coding region runs from base 55 to 2871 and encodes 938 amino acids. The record is from RefSeq and is a predicted model, not a curated record. NCBI's taxonomy places the organism in Eukaryota, Metazoa, Chordata, Amphibia, Anura, Pipidae. The transcript is spliced from 15 exons.
CUCUGUUAGAGCUGAGACUGCAAAUGAGAUUAGGCUGUCAUUUCUGUAUUCCACAUGAAGAUUAGCACAGAUUUACCCUCUCAGAAUCCUCCUGUAAAUAUGGAAAUACAUGGACAGUCAUAUCAACAAUUUCAUUCCUCUCAGAAGCCAUCACAGAGGCUUCAGACACUUACCGCACUUUCAGAUAGCUGUUCUCACAAAAAAGUAUUUCCUUUUCCUGCGCCAGUGUUCAGCCAAUCAGCUCAGCAUUCAGCACAGUCACAAACCCAUAUCAUUAAGAAUAUUGCAGGUGAUUUUCAUUUUUCCAAGGAGGUCGUGAGCGAGAGAGGGCUGGCCAGCUUAACCUACAGUGAAUGGGACGCUAAGGGCUUAUACAAGGCAUUUAACAUUACACCACAGCUGCUAAGUAAUAAAAUGUUGAAGAUUUGCCCUUUUCAACAGAAAUCUUUUUACAUGAAACAUGCAUUGCCUAUCAAGCAAUUCAAACCAGAAAGUUCCACUUGUUUUGGAAACAAUAUGUGGACAAAAUCUCAGGAAAUUGAGAAUAGACUUACAAUGAAUUCCUUACUUCAUAGUGGUGAAAUUCUAAAACCAAAGAUGUCCUCAGCAGAGGAAUUGGGCCCGCGUUCACAAUCCAAAAGGAAGGCAAAAACUAAAUCUGAAGUUUGUGCUUCUUGUGUUCCUCCAAAAGACUUUGUAGGUUGGGAUGAACAUGUUCUGAAGAAGCUGACAAAGACCACAGCUCAGUGGAUUGCGGGCCAUUACACAGACAACAGAAAAUUAAAGAAAACCUUGUGUAAACGCGAUGGCUUAAGAAGCUCAGAAGAGCUCAUUCGUGAAGAACGCAUGACAGAGGAAGACUUUAGGCCAUACAAGGAGCAAGAAAAAUCUAGAGAAAUAAGUGACCAGUCCAAAGAAGAUAAUACAACAGAUACAUUUCUUCCUGUAGAAACACCUUUUCCCCUACUGACCAAAAAAGAAGCUAUACAUGGCAGUUACAACAAGACAGCAGAAUCAUUAAUAGUCAAACACUUUGAACCUGCCCCAUCUUUAAGGUUGCAAGAUCUGAUGAACCCAAAGGCUGGGAAACACGUCUGUGCUACAGAGAAUGCUUUUGAGGGAGAACUUUAUUCAGGCUUGGUUAAAAUAAUGCACCAGAAGGGUAUAACAAAUAAAAACCACAUCAUCAUGGAAAGUCAGAACCAAUAUGAUAAGCAUCUCCAAGAGUUGUUGCCGAAGUCACAUACAGAGUGGAGUACUAAGGACUCAGAAGCUGGCUUACCUCUAAGGCCAGAAAGAGGAGCAGUUCGCUGGAUUGCUCUUCCAACACCAGUUUUAAAUAAGACUAUACAGACCUGUGAGUUACCGGUAGACCCAAAGCCUCAAGGGCAAACACAACCUGAAAAAGAAAUGCAUUUGAAAUUGAACAAGAGACAGGUCCUGUGGAACAUAUUAACCCAAUGGAAAAGUUCCUGGAUGUUAACUGGGAACUGGAAAGAGACAACGUUGGAACAGCUAAAGAGAGACCUACACAGUGUGCAUAAGAACUCUAGAAUCUCGGCUCUUGUAACCAUCGCCACAUCAGCAGUGCGUCAGUCAAUGGAGGAAGCAGAUGCAGGGAAUACAGCAAGCAAAUCAACACCAACUCUUUGUGUACCAGAAGAUAUGUGUCUCAUUAAUAAUGCCCUUGGCGACGUUGAUGCCCUCGUGAGGAUGGCUGCGGCACUAUGCUGUUACAUAAAUCACUCUGUGAGUGAAGAGGCAAGGAAGGUCAUGUUCAGUGCCCUGGAGAAAGGAUGUGAUGCUGAUAGCUGGGCAGCUGCUCAGUGCCUGGCCCUGGAAGGGGAUCACAGCUAUCCGGUGAUUAAGAGGAUCAUCACUCAGCUUUUUGAAGUAAAUAAUGAGGAGACAGAGGAACAAGCUCGCUAUAUGCUAAGGAAGUUGAGCAUGGGCACAAAAUUGGUCCAUGCCAUGCUAGGAGAGGCGUUGAAUAAUGGUAACUGGAGGGACCGGGUUUUAGCCUGCAGAGCCCUUUCUCAGCUUCACGGACAUGGGAAUCAGGAUCUGAGAAAUAAAUUGAACUACCUUAUGUGGGAGGAUUGGAGUCCUGCUGUGAAACAGGCUGCAGCUAGAUCUUUAGGAAUAAUGGGGUGCGGAAAGGAGAUACAUGACCAACUGCAAAAAAAAUUACAAUGUGGUACAUGGAAAACCAAAGUGGAAGCUCUUUCCCUUAUUGGCUGGCUAAGACUCAUGACUGCUCAGCUGCUUCCUGAGUUUCUGCAGUGCUUCUCAGACGAGUUUGCAGCUGUCCGUAAGCAAGCCUGCCUGGCCGCUGGUUUGCUCCAAAUUAGAGAUGACGUGAUCCUCAGUUGCCUUUGUGAUCUUAUUCAGAGUGAUUCAAUCUGGAAAAUUCAGGCAUCUGCUGUCAAAGCUAUAGGGAAUAUAGGGCAUGUGACCCCCCGUGUGAAGGAGAUCCUGAUGUGGGCUGUGCAUCACGGGGAGCCAGGAGUGCGCAUAGAGGCUUUUCAUUGUAUUGCCCUCCUGCGGAUCCUUGACCCAGAUAUGCAGUACAUGUUGCGAGAUAAACUGAUGCUGGAAUCUCAUGACACUGUGCAAAAGGAGUUGAGAAGAACCUUAACUGCUCUAGGCCUGGAACUCACAGGAAAUGAGGAUAUGACAGCAAUGAUUCAGCAGCAGUUUCUAUUCCAGAUGUCCAAGAUGUGUCAGAAGAAUGUGUUGAUUCCCAAAGUAAUGGCUUUAUAUGAAGUUCCAAGAACCAGCAACAAGGAAGUACAAGCGUUGCAUGGAAAGACAACAAAACAGAAUGACAUAAUAGGUUCUAAGAUAUUUGGAAACAAGGAUGAUUUAUAGUUUUGUUAUACUUCCAGUCAAAAAUCUUGUUUAUCUUAGACACUCAAUUCACAAAUAUUAUAAAUGCAAGAACCACAGAUGAAAUUUUUUGGAUGCACUACAGCUAUGAGGCAGCAAAAUAACAAUGUAUGGAAAAGACAAGCUAUAAAUUACUAUACUGAAAUUACUAGACUGACAAGGAAGUUAGAAAGUGUCUGUGCCUAUAUGUCCCCAGCAUGGUUAUUGUUUCCUCAUGCUAAGCCUCUAAAAUAACUAACUUAAGGAGAAAGCAAUGUAUGUUAUGUAUAGUUGAAGGCCCGGAAAUGAUACAAAACAAGUCCAGAUUGCUACAGCACACCUUAAAGAUAAGAAAAUGCUGCUGCAGUAGACACGAGUACCUAUACCUGGUAUCGCCACCGAACUAAAGCACAACAUACGCAUAUUUAAGAUCUGAUGUUUUGUUCCUUAGAAACACAGUGUUAAGGUGGCCAUACAUGCACCGAUACUAUCAUACAAAUCCUAGUUUUGUACAAUAUUUGGUGCAUGUAUGGCAGAUCGAUGAGACGACCGAUAUUGCAAGAGUGUUGGAUAUUGGCUGUCCUGUCAAUCGGGCAGACAAAAGACUUAGCUCAGGCACCGUUGAAGGAGCCAGAGCAAAAUCUGCGUUCAGGGCUGAAUCAGCUCUAAACAUCAGUGGAAGGGACGAACAAUCUUUUCUGCAAACAAUGGAUGCAGGAAAGAUCGUUAUUGUAAGGUGUAUGGCCACCUUUAGACACAUGGGUAUUCAUAUUUCACCAAAAAAGUAGAUGAACCCAUCGAUGAAAAAAUGUUGAGCCAGUGCAUCUUAAGCUCACAUAAUUAAAGGCAAAGUUAUUUUUUCUGCAUUUUUUGGUGUCCCUGUCUUCUGUGCUCCAGAUUCUCUGCUAACCUGCCUACCAUAGCUAAUUUCCACCACAAACUGCGUGUACAGGCAGGCAAGCUUGACAACUGAAAAUGCUUUAGAUACAGUCACACAGCAGUACUUUACAUACAAGCAAAAUGUUUUCAAUUUAUUAGAAAAACAAGCUCAGAAUAAUAAACCACAGUUAAUAAUCAA